Molecule: messenger RNA, 1572 nt
Organism: Gadus morhua (Atlantic cod)
Lineage: Eukaryota; Metazoa; Chordata; Actinopteri; Gadiformes; Gadidae
Gene: fam50a
Product: family with sequence similarity 50 member A
Biological process (GO): chromatin organization
Cellular component (GO): nucleus
Source: RefSeq, a predicted model, not a curated record
UGUGAUUGUGUUCCACUCUUCCAGAAGAGUACGGAGUCUCUGCUCAGGACCAAAUUGGAUGUCGUACUUCAUUUGAAUCCCAUUUAUCAAGAAGUAGAUCUGCGGUGUAUUAGAUUAUAGUGGUGUAAUAAACGGACUGAACGAAGCCAGCCGUCAUGGCGCAGUACAAGGGGGCGGCCAGCGAGGCCGGGAGAGCCAUGCAGCUGAGGAAGAAACGAGAAAAGGAGCGGGAGCAACUGGAACAACUCAAGCUGAGAAUCGCAGAGGACAACAUGGUGAAGUCCAACAUUGACAAGAAGUUCUCGGCCCACUACGAUGCCGUGGAGGCUGAGCUCAAGUCCAGCACCGUCGGUCUGGUGACGCUGAAUGACAUGAAGGCAAAGCAGGAGGCGCUGGUGAAGGAGCGGGAGAAACAGCUGGCUAAGAAGGAGCAGUCCAAGGAACUCAUGCUGAAGCUCGAGAAACAGAAGGAGAAGAAGAGGAAGGAGGAGCAGAAGAGGAAGAUCGCCAGCUUGUCCUUUAACCCCGAUGACGACGGAGAGGGGGACGGAGAGGAGGAGGAGGAGGAAGAGGAAGAAGAGGAGGAGGAGGAGGAGGAGGAAGACGAGGAGGAUUAUUUCCCAGCAAAGAAGAAGAAGCUGGGGAAGAACCCGGAUGUGGACACCAGCUUCCUGCCCGAUCGCGACCGAGAGGAGGAGGAGAACCGCCUCAGGGAGGAGCUGAGACAGGAGUGGGAGGGGAAGCAGGAGAAGAUCAAGAGUGAGGAGAUUGAGAUCACGUUCAGCUACUGGGAUGGGUCAGGUCACCGUAAGACUGUCAAGAUGAAGAAGGGCAACACCAUCCAGAACUUCCUCCAGCGUGCUCUGGAGGUCCUCCGGAAGGACUUCAGCGAGCUCAGGUCCGCCGGAGUGGAGCAGCUCAUGUACAUCAAAGAGGACCUGAUAAUCCCGCACCAUCACAGUUUCUAUGACUUCAUUGUGACCAAGGCCAGAGGAAAGUCAGGUCCUCUGUUCAGCUUCGACGUCCACGAUGACAUCCGCCUGGUCAACGACGCAACCGUGGAGAAAGACGAGUCUCACGCGGGUAAAGUGGUGCUGAGGAGCUGGUACGAGAAGAACAAACACAUCUUCCCCGCCAGCCGCUGGGAGCCUUACGACCCCGAGAAGAAGUGGGACAAGUACACGAUCCGGUGAGGGCAGCGCGGCGACGGCUGUGGUCUCCGAACCCCCGGCGAUGUGCGACGAGAAGCGACGAGAGUUGUACAUGCUAUUUUAUUACCGUGUCCCCUGCGAUACUUCCUAAAGGUCUUUACGUUUUUAAGUGUAGUGUUUUUUUUAUUUCAGUGUUGAGGUAUCGAGAAUCGUAUCCAUCCCCACCAUCCCACUAAAUUGCCACCACCGGUGCGUCUGGACUUGGUCGAUAUCCGUAGUCCCCCCCCCCCCCCCCCCCCCCCUUGCGAGAACAAGGAAGAAUUAUGUGUACAUAGCCCAUGCUGUUACCAUCCAGUGUAAUGAUGAAAUGUAUCUGGCUGUCAUUUAUUGUUAUGAAUAAAAUAAACCUUUCCACCAAGUC